This is a messenger RNA of Fusarium sp. VM40, 984 nucleotides long. Lineage: Eukaryota; Fungi; Ascomycota; Sordariomycetes; Hypocreales; Nectriaceae. The record is from the annotation of a GenBank genome assembly.
AUGCGAGCCGCAGUUCCUGGCCUCCCUGACUUGUUAGAGAAAGGACUGAAUCGGGGACUACCCCUCGCCCAGGGACAACACUGGAUGCCGAGGUCACAGGGACUUCACAAAGAAUGGCUAACCGCGACUGGACAGACCAGUCACUGCUUAAACUGUGGGAGGCCUGGGAAUGAAUCGUGUGACGAGAAGGGUUGGGUCGGUUGGUUUGAAAACCGACGAUGCCAGCCCUGUUACAAUUGGCGAUGGACCUAUGGACACGAGAAGCCGACGGACCUGAUCACCGACGAAGAGAUGCACAACAUCUGGGUCGGGAACGGCAACAAAGACGCAUGUGGCAACCCAGCUUGCCAAGAACCACGAAACCCUGAAAAGGGAACUUCCAAUUUCUGGGGCCCGGACAUGAGAUGUGGUGCCUGUUCUCGAUAUAAGAACACCCAUGACAAUGAUCCAGAGAGCCCGCGUCUUGGUCUAACGGCGACCAAGCAUCCAAGUUGGGUGGCUGAAGGGAACGAUGAUGUUUACGGAACAUGUCACACCCCUCGACCGACCGAUAGCCACCUGCUUGGAUGGCAAGGCUGGAUGACAUUGUCGAAAUGCGGAGCAUGUUUGUACAAGCCCAGUGCGGAGGAGGAUGCGGCCUGGGCCGAGAUGUAUGGGGACAUAUGUGCCAUUUGCGGCGUGGGAAGGAGGUUCACCCGGCGACUUCGAAACCGGUGUGAUUUCCGGCGGUGUAAUACUUGUGUGAUUUUUCUCCCGAAAAAUCACAGAGACAAGGCGGGAGACGAGGUAGACAACGGGACACUUGCGUUGCAGAAGGAGUGGUUGGCGGAGGGUAACGCCGAUGUAUGUCAACUGUGCGGCAAGGAGAGGGAAGGGGGCGGGAAGUUCUACGGGUUAAGAGAGAACACCAAGUGCAGAACAUGUUAUGCCAGGGUGAACUACCAUGCCGAACUACCAGACCAAGCAUCUGGGUUGGGUGGCUGA